Molecule: messenger RNA, 1506 nt
Organism: Microthlaspi erraticum
Lineage: Eukaryota; Viridiplantae; Streptophyta; Magnoliopsida; Brassicales; Brassicaceae
Source: the annotation of a GenBank genome assembly
AUGGCCUCUCAAUUACUUUUGCCUCCAAACCCAUUCACAAAAUCAGUCUCGGCUAAAGAUUUCUUCACAGGUGAUGACUUAACUCUGAAAAGAAAGACAAAUCAAGCAACAAGAGUCUCAAAUGGAUUUAACUUAAGAGCAAAAGCAGCUUUGAGAUCUAAUCACAACAAACCAUCUGUUCAAAUUCCAACUCAAUGGUACAAUAUUAUUGCUGAUCUUUCGGUCAAGCCUCCUCCACCGUUGCAUCCCAAGACUUUUGAAACGCUUAAACCUGAAGAUUUAGCUCAUCUUUUCCCUAAUGAGUUGAUUAAACAAGAAGCAACAUUAGAGAGGUUUAUCGAUAUCCCUGAGGAAGUUCUUGAAAUCUACAAGCUUUGGCGUCCAACUCCUCUAAUCAGAGCAAAGAGAUUGGAGAAACUUCUUCAGACACCUGCAAGGAUUUACUUCAAGUAUGAAGGUGGUAGCCCAGCUGGUUCACAUAAACCAAACACAGCAGUUCCACAAGCUUAUUACAAUGCGAAAGAAGGCGUCAAGAACGUUGUGACUGAAACCGGAGCUGGUCAAUGGGGCAGUGCUUUAGCCUUUGCUUCUAGUCUAUUUGGCCUUGACUGCGAAGUAUGGCAAGUGGCGAAUUCGUACCAUCAAAAGCCAUAUCGGAGGUUAAUGAUGCAAACAUGGGGAGCAAAAGUUCAUCCAUCUCCAUCGGAUCUCACUGAAGCAGGUAGAAGAAUCCUUCAGUCCGAUCCAACGAGUCCUGGAAGUUUAGGCAUUGCUAUUUCAGAAGCUGUUGAAGUUGCAGCAAGAAACGAGGAUACAAAGUACUGUUUAGGCAGUGUGUUGAACCAUGUUCUGUUGCAUCAGACGGUUAUUGGAGAAGAAUGCAUAAAGCAGAUGGAAGAUUUUGGUGAGACGCCUGAUGUGAUCAUAGGUUGUACUGGUGGAGGAUCAAAUUUUGCUGGCUUGAGUUUUCCUUUUAUCCGAGAGAAGCUCCAAGGCAAAAUGAAUCCUGUGAUAAGAGCUGUUGAGCCCUCGGCUUGUCCUUCGUUGACCAAAGGGGUUUAUGCUUAUGAUUUUGGGGAUACGGCUGGAUUGACUCCUUUGAUGAAGAUGCAUACUUUAGGACAUGACUUCAUUCCUGAUCCUAUCCACGCCGGUGGAUUACGGUACCAUGGGAUGGCACCAUUGAUCUCGCAUGUUUAUGAACAAGGUUUCAUGGAAGCAAUCUCAAUUCCUCAAAUCGAAUGUUUCCAAGGGGCUAUUCAGUUUGCAAGAACAGAAGGGAUAAUACCGGCGCCGGAACCAACUCACGCCAUUGCUGCAACCAUAAGAGAAGCUCUCCGAUGCAAAGAAACAGGAGAAGAAAAAGUGAUACUAAUGGCUAUGUGUGGACAUGGCCACUUCGACCUUUCCUCAUACGACAAGUAUUUAAGAGGCGAAUUGGUGGAUUUAUCAUUCAGUGAAGAGAAGAUACGAGAGUCUUUGUCCAAGGUCCCACAUGUUGUUUAG